Messenger RNA from Cucumis melo (muskmelon), 693 nucleotides. RefSeq names its product nuclear transcription factor Y subunit B-9. Gene Ontology annotation, biological process: regulation of transcription by RNA polymerase II. Bases 1 to 633 code for a protein of 210 amino acids. NCBI's taxonomy places the organism in Eukaryota, Viridiplantae, Streptophyta, Magnoliopsida, Cucurbitales, Cucurbitaceae. Gene Ontology annotation, cellular component: nucleus; CCAAT-binding factor complex. The transcript has a single exon. The record is from RefSeq and is a predicted model, not a curated record. Gene Ontology annotation, molecular function: protein heterodimerization activity; DNA-binding transcription activator activity, RNA polymerase II-specific; RNA polymerase II cis-regulatory region sequence-specific DNA binding.
AUGAUGGUGACCCCAAACAAGGCAACCUCCAUCAACAACACUCCGAACAGCAAUCACCAUCUCUCGAACGGAGGAACCGCCACUGGCAACUCCUCAGCUACCAGCCCCCUCUCGGUCGCCGCCACUGCAAACAAUAAUGAGCAAAACCAACAAUGCGUUGUGCGAGAACAAGACCAAUACAUGCCCAUUGCUAAUGUGAUACGAAUCAUGAGGCGGAUUUUACCCUCCCAUGCAAAGAUAUCCGACGACGCCAAAGAGACCAUCCAAGAAUGUGUGUCGGAGUACAUUAGCUUCAUCACUGGCGAGGCGAACGAACGAUGCCAGCGGGAGCAACGCAAGACCGUGACAGCGGAGGAUGUCCUUUGGGCUAUGGGGAAGUUAGGUUUCGACGACUACAUAGAACCGCUAACUGUUUUCCUUAACCGCUAUCGGGAGUCAGAGAGUGACCGAAUUCGCACUGAACCAAUCUUGAGGCGCAAUGUGGAUUAUGGGCCACAAGUGGGGAUGAUAUCGCCAUACGGGCAGGCGUUUCAGAUAGGGCACGUCCCAGCGGGGAUGUUCGAUGCAAUGGGUGGAUACUAUGGUGGAGGCGGAGGCGGUGGGCCGAGCGCAGGGAACGGCAGCCAGCUUUGAUAUGAGUUUGAAGUAGAGGGUCGUACUAAUUUGAAAUGAAAGGCUACAUAUAAUGAAUAA